Messenger RNA from Eublepharis macularius, 2586 nucleotides. It is a transcript of the gene PLEKHS1, whose product is annotated as pleckstrin homology domain containing S1. The coding region runs from base 161 to 1564 and encodes 467 amino acids. The transcript has 16 exons. The record is from RefSeq and is a predicted model, not a curated record. Gene Ontology annotation, molecular function: protein binding. NCBI's taxonomy places the organism in Eukaryota, Metazoa, Chordata, Lepidosauria, Squamata, Eublepharidae.
CAACAUUGAACUGGGAGUGAUUCAGUGUUCAGGAAAUUCAGCGUGGUUGGAGACUGUUAAUCUUCAACAUGGCAAAUACAUUGCACCUAUAAGUUGGUCUACUAUCUUUGUCAGUGCCAUUGGUUGAAUCUAAAUCUUUGCAGGUUAAGAAACUAGCCCAAUGGAUUCCAAGUAUACAAGAAGAACUAGCACGGGGGAUUACAGUAAUGGAGAUGUCUGCAUGCAGGGUUUCUUCAUCAAAUCCCCACCUCUCCAUCUUUUCAGCAAUCAGACUUCCUGGAAAAGGAGACAUUUUGUCCUUUCCAAGUCUAGCAAAGAUGGUUAUCUACUAAAGUAUCAUAAAGGCCAGCACAAAAAGGGUAGCAUCGAAAUCAGUGAGAGUUCAGAGAUAGAAAUAGGUAUAGGGGACAGUGAGAAAAUGGCAGCUGUGAAAAGGAUGUUUAAAUGCCAGCCCACAGAAGUUAUGACCAUCAAAACAGAGGAGAGGACUUACUAUCUUAUUGGAACAGAUAGCAAGGAAAUCGAGAAAUGGGCUAACUUCCUAUUUGCAGCCUGCAAGGAAAAAGAAACAAACACAUGGCAAACUCCGAACCAGAUAGCCACCCAGCAGGUAUCUAGACACCGUUCACAAUCUUCACCAGCUUAUUUCAAUAAAGACACAUCUGCAAUCGACACAGACAAUCUACAUAAGGGCAAUGAAAAUGAAGAAAUUCUUGUAGACAAAAAACGACCGAAUUCAGAUCCUAGUCCUCAAGAACCCACUGAAAAAAACCCUAUUUAUGAGAUUCCAAGAAAAAUUGGACCACGUCAGAGAUACCUACUAAGUAAUCAUUGUGUAUAUGAAGAACAGACAAAAGGAAAGUCUGAAAAGGAAGAGGAAGAAGAGAGUGAGAAUCCAUAUUAUGCUUCUCCAAGAAGCAUUCAGGCUGAGCUGGAUCAUACUAUUGCUGAACAGAACAACCCAGUAAAGAAUCUUAGUUCAAAUGACUCAGAUGGUGCCAAAAGUGGAGCUUACAUGUCCAUGAAGAAACUGGUGAUUAAAGAGAAAAUCCAGUCUACGUGUACAAGUGAUGAACUCGUGACAAUUCCAAGAAAGCAGGAAAACAGCAAGGAUCUAAUUAGAGCUACAAGCACCCAACAACUCACAGAAAGCAACACUAGAGCCAAGGAAUUUCUACCAGAAAAUAAAACAAAACAGUUAACGGUGGUUCAGUUGUCCAUACUUCUCAAUAAAAUCACAGAUGAUAGCCAACUGGAAGAGGUGGAUAUUUUCCUUCCCCCGAAUGAUGCCAUCAGUUGCCUGACACUUACAGAAGCCAUUGGACGUAUAUGUGUCUCCCAAUGGAAAUCUCCACAUCACUUAAACUGUAUAUUUCAUCAUGGGGAUCAUAUAACAGCUGUGAAUGAUCUACAUGUGACAAGCAUAGAAGAGGUUUAUUUGUUCAUAAAAAGAUCCACAAGAAAAGAGGUUAAACUGACUGUACGUCGGCUCCCAGAUUCAGAAACUUUCCACGUUAAAGGAUAUAUAUGUAGAGAAAAGGAACAAGGCAAGAAUUCCUCUUGAGCAAGACCCUAGACAAAUACAAAGAAGGAGAUAAGUUUUUCAACAGUGGCACAAAUGACAAAAUGGAUGAUACAAUGCAAGGAUCUGACAACAUUUGUAACAUGCCAUCUCAAACCUAUGUGAUUUCACUAGUCUUCCUUUGCUUAUCAGUGACAAAGGCAUCCAUUUUUGCAAGACCUCUCUUCCUUUGUUAUGGCAAUCUUCUGCUGUAGCUCUAAUGAGGCUGGUGCUUUUCUGGACUGAAACACAACUGUAUUCUCUUGUCAAGUUCCAAAGGCAACGGCAUGCAGGACAGCCUUCUGCCACUCUCCAGAUGUGCAUUUCAGAGAUGUACUGGAACUAUUCAAAUUACUCAUAAUGUGUUUGCUGUAUCUCCAUAUCUUGCACUGCUCCAGGAAUAGGGGCUUGCUACCCAUCACCUCACUGAGAUAUCAUAAUAUCCAUAUUACCAAAAUUAACAAAGGAAGUUUGAGACCAUCUUGCCUGUUUUUUUUUUCUUGGAGCUAGUGGAUCACCUUACCUUUCUGCAAGUAUUUAUGAAAGAAAUAUAGUAGUUUCUAACUCAUUUAAGGAGCAAACUGUUAUAUUCAGUAAUCAACUGCUGCUGUUUGGAAAAUCUAGCAGGAGGGAGUCCAUGCUUGCACCUCAUCUUCAUAUUUUUCCACUUCACAGAGUUUUAUGCCAAGAUCAUCAAUAUUGUAUUAGCUAUUCAAUUAAAUUAACUUUUCUAAAUGAACACUAGAGGCUUAGAGACUGCUGUCUGGACAUCUGAAAAAUAUUCUAAAUAUUAUAUUGUAGGAGAGUUGUUUUGUGCCACCGUAUUUCUAUGUAAAGCCCUUAGAACAAAUCACUCGAAGUCUGGGUGUUGGUUGUCAUUAAUAUGCUGAAUACCCAGCUCUAUAUAUCUAAAUUUCAUGGUGGUGCAGCAGAGGUCCUGAAUAGACAUGGGCACAAACGGAACCCCCCCCCCCCCGAACAAGCUGUUCGUUGUUCGUUGCCAUCCACGAACAACGAACAACUAA